ACUUUCUUCUCUCUUGGCUAAAGAAGAGUUGAACUUGAAUGUGCAGGAAGUUAUUGUUAACUGUUGCUGUGAACCACUGUCCUUGUGCAGUGCAAGGCAAAGCAGCCAAGCAAAGUCUCUUCUGACAAACAUCAGCAACUUGGCACACCAGUGUGCCUACCACUGCCUGCCAGAUGUUGAAAUACCUAUUCACAGCUCUGCAGUUGCCUCUGAGGAUAUCUCCACUCAGGCCACAUCCCCUCUGAGUGACUUGAGCCAGCACAUACUGACUGCCUCCUCCCUGGACUUCCUAAAGUCUCAGUCAAAGCUAAUGGCCACAGUGGCAUGUCUAAGUGCAUCUAAUAUCCAGAAAAUUUCCAAAUCAAGUUUGUCUUGGAUGGAAUUUCGGGGCAAACGAGAGGUGCCUUUAGGUUUGGAACAAAUUUCCAGAGAGUGUGAGGCAUUGUUGAAGGAGUUCCCAAUAUUGGAACAAUUUCUUUUUGCUAUGUUUGAGCCACUUCGGAAUCAAGAGGAAGGAAACAGUUUGGCUACUGUCUUCUCUGGCAAGAUAUACAUAUCUCUGGUGCUCCUAGGAUUGCAUUCUACCACAGCUGUUAAAGUAUUAAUGGGAGUCUUUGAACAAUCUCUUGCUGCAAAGGACUGGGACAGAGCACUGAAGGUCUUGGAUCUGUACACUCAGAAUGUGGAGGAGAUGGUCAUUGUGAAGGAUGCUGUGCUGAGCUGUGCAGCUGCUGAAGAUAAGGAUGGUUGGCAAUACUUGUUCUCAGUGAAAAAUGCAGUGUUGAGAAGUAGGCUGGCCCUGCGCUGUCUGGACAAGUGGCCCCUUGAUGCCUGUUUGGAAAUCCUGGCUUAUUGCAUUUCUGAUCUGGGUGUAACUAAUGAACUAAAAGCCAAUCUGCAGAGCAGGAGGAAAGAACUUCAGGUUUAUCAAAAGAUAUUGAAUGUGCAAAACGAACCAUUGUGGAGUGACUGGCAGGAUCUGAAAAAAGCCUGCACUGAUGACCCCCAGGCUGUCAUGAAUAUCAUUCUGAAGGCAAAGGAUUAUGAGUUGUGUGAGGAAUGGGGACACUUGUAUCCUGUCCCAAGAGAAGACUUGAUAAACCUACACCGUGAGCACCUUCUCCACCUACUGGAGAUGGGAGAAAUGGAAAAAGCCUUACAGCUUUUACAAAGAAUUGAAGACCCUGGUGUUUGCCUUGCUAUCAGUGAACAGUCCCUGGACCAGCAUCCGAACUUGGCAGCCUCUCACUUCUUGGCUGAUUACCUUACAGCUCACUUCUAUGCAAAUCUGACGACAGCGCGCCGCAAGGAAAUCCAGGCACUCUAUACAGGAUCAAAGGUGCUGCUGACUCUGCCUGAGCUCUCCCGUGUUAACUACUUCCACCUCUCCUCAAGGCCACUGCUCAUGCUGGAACAGCUCCUCAUGAAUAUGAAGGUGGACUGGGUAGCUGCUGCUGUGCAGACACUGCGCCAGCUCUUAGCUGGGCAGGAAGUUGGUUUUACUGUAGAAGACAUUGACAAUUUGCUUUCCAAGUAUGCAGAAAAAGCUCUCAAGUUCCCUUUUGCAUUAAAAGAAAAGAGAUCAGAUUCUCUGAUACGUGUCCAAGAAAGUCUCAAUCAGGUAUUGGAAUGUGAAGCGUUGUCUAAAUUAGGAUCAUCAGAACUAUCUCCUGUCAGCUUUACUGGUGUAACCAUAUCUGCAAGUCCCAGAGACAGAAGUCUGCAGCAGAAUUUGUUUCCUCAAGAAUUUGUGCCUCCUGAGAAGCCACCACCAAAGCAGCAAUGGAUACCUGAUGACACUGAAACUAUAUGUAUGGUUUGCAAAACUGAACGUUUUACUAUGUUUAACAGGCGCCACCACUGCAGGCGCUGUGGGAGGUUGGUAUGCAACUCUUGCUCCACCAAGAAAAUGGCAGUAGAAGCUUGCAGGGAAAGUCUGUCUCGUGUGUGUGAUCAAUGCUAUAGCUACUACAACAGAGAAAACCUGCCUGGCUUGGUACAAGACACAAGCAC
Molecule: messenger RNA, 2013 nt
Organism: Acanthisitta chloris (rifleman)
Lineage: Eukaryota; Metazoa; Chordata; Aves; Passeriformes; Acanthisittidae
Product: zinc finger FYVE domain-containing protein 26-like
Exons: 9
Biological process (GO): mitotic cytokinesis; regulation of cytokinesis; double-strand break repair via homologous recombination
Cellular component (GO): lysosomal membrane; centrosome; midbody
Molecular function (GO): metal ion binding; phosphatidylinositol-3-phosphate binding
Source: RefSeq, a predicted model, not a curated record